Molecule: messenger RNA, 1542 nt
Organism: Solanum lycopersicum (tomato)
Lineage: Eukaryota; Viridiplantae; Streptophyta; Magnoliopsida; Solanales; Solanaceae
Source: RefSeq, a predicted model, not a curated record
AUGUCAAUGCUCUCCAAAGGAAAACAAAAAAUUGAUGUGAUCAUCCUCAAUGUCCGUUUAUCCAAUUCGUCUUUUGUUGACCUCUUAGCUCAAGCUGAAGCUCUGAAUAUAAUCUCACUCGCUGUAUGCGAUGAAUUCAAUGAAUUCGUCGCAAAGAAGACUUUGGAUGACGGAGCUUAUCUUUACCUUAAAAAGCCAUUUAACAAGGAAAUUUUGAUCUACUUAUGGCAAUUUGUGCUUGCUGAAAGAAAACGAAAAGAGAAAGCGAGUGAAGGAUCAAGAAAACAUAAAGAUCAAAUGAAGGUUAAUAUGAUCAAAAAUAAAGAAUCUGAAGAGAAUAUUGGAAAAUACACAUUAAAGAGGAAGAAAGGUACAAAAGGCAUGCAAAACAAUGCUAUUGAUAAGGUUGUUACGCGAAAGGACUAUAAAGAAUGGACUAAGGAUCUUCACGCAGCAUUUAUGCAAGCUGUAAGCCAACUUGGAGAAGGACGGUGUUACCCUAAGGAGAUCCUACAAGCAAUGAACUUGCCUGAUCUUACUAGGAUGCAAGUUGCCAGUCACCUGCAGAAAUGUCGUCGCAAUAAUUGGAGAUCUCCAGAAGAGAGAAAAAAUAUUCGUCGCCGUUCGACCAAGCGACGCACGGUCACUUUUGAGGAACCAAAAAGCAACUUUCGAAAAUUUGGGGUAAUGCCUUCUCCUCAAGCAAAUGUACCAAAUCAACAAUGGAACCCAUUUCCUACUCAUAAUACCAACAAUAUUUUUACUCAACGAGAGAGCUCAAUUCAACGACAACAACUGUAUCGUCCACAAUUUCAGGUUCAACCCCAUUACCUUAGCAUUGACAAUUCAUUUUUGUUUUCCCAAACUAACAAUGGAGAGAAUCAUAGUGGAAAAAAUUACAACUCUAAUCUCAAUGUGGCCCAGGGAGCAACACCAAUAAUGCCUGCUACAUACAUUCAAAAUGCAAUAAUUAAUAACUACAACUUGAAUGUCAACAAUGUGACAACUUAUUCAAGUAGGGGAAUGAUGCCUAAUGCUUAUGUUGGAAAUGUUACUAUUAAUGGUAUGGGAGCAACAAAUGCAAAUGCAAGUUCUCAACAAUAUGUGGGUGAACCAAUCAUGAAUGGUCCAAGAAAUAUUGAUGUGGCACCAUAUGAGAAUUAUGUUGAAGGGAGUAAUUCAAAUAAGAAGGAAAAUCGUGACGUAUAUUUAAAUUUUAAUAACAUGGAUAGUCUCUUUCAGAAUCUUGGACCUUCAAGUGCUAACCUGCCUAGUGAACUAGACACAGAGUUUGAUCAAGUGUACUCUGAUGAUCAGGAUCUUGGACCUCCAAAUGCUAACCUGCCUAAUGCACAAGGCAACGAGCUUGAUCAAGUUUACUCUAAUAUUCAGAAUCUUGAAACUCCGAGUGCUAACCUACCUAAUGAACAAGGCAGUCAGUUUGGUCAAGUUUACUCUGAUGAGCAGAAUCGUGGAUCUCUAAGUGCUAACCUACCUAAUGAACAAGACAAUGAAUUCGAUCAAGUUUACUCUGAUGAUUAG